Molecule: messenger RNA, 891 nt
Organism: Plasmodium yoelii
Lineage: Eukaryota; Apicomplexa; Aconoidasida; Haemosporida; Plasmodiidae
Product: fam-a protein
Exons: 6
Coding region: 1-891 (296 amino acids)
Source: RefSeq, a predicted model, not a curated record
AUGAAUAAGUUUUAUAUUAAAUUUUUUUUUCUUCUUUUAAGCAUCUCCCUAUGUGUGAAUAAUAAAACCCUUGCAACAGAGCUUGCUCCAAAAACAUAUACAAAACCCAAAUCAAGAAAAUUUACAAUAUUCAAAUCAAAAAAAUCAUAUCCUGCCAAAGAUAAUACAGAAGAAAUAUAUCAAAAAAACAAGCACCUAUUAUAUACCGAUCCCGAAGAAACUAUAAAUGCGUGUAGAUUUAUGACAGAAGCUUUAACACAUUUAGAACAUCAUGCUACAAGUAAAGAUGAUUAUGUAUUAUAUGGUAGAAAUUCUGUUUACUAUAUGUUUUUUUAUAAAAAAAAACAUCAAGGUCAUACAAAUGUUGAAAAAAUUGAAUAUAUAGUUGAUGAUCCGAAUAAGUAUAAUGGAUUAAUAAACAGGUUUUGGAAUCCAGACAGUAGCAAUUUUUUGUAUGCAGGCUCGGUUAAAAAAAAAAUUGUCCGAGUAUACAGUCGAAAUUUAGUAAUGAUACAGCAACGUUGCAAAAAAUGGCCGUGGUCUCGUGAGAAAUAUUUUUAUGCUUUAGCUGCAAAAUUUAAAAUAUCAGAAAACAAAACUAUGAUUGCCAUGGCUUCAACAAAUAUAAGUGAUCACAACCGUAAAAAUAAAAAAUAUUUUGAAAACAAAAUAAUAGAAAAUGCAAAUUUAUUCCAAGCUGAAAUUGAUUCUGAAGAUGAUAUUAGAAAUGGAAAAUUAAUAAAAAUGUUUGUUAACUUAAAUGGAUACAUUGUUGAAAAAAAAAACAAAUAUAUUGAAAUCACCUAUGUCGAUUCUAUUGUUUGUCACCUCAUAAAUAAACGUGUAUUUAAAUAUAUUUUUCAGUACUGUAUAUUAGAGAAUUUAUCUUAA